Molecule: messenger RNA, 1556 nt
Organism: Perca flavescens (yellow perch)
Lineage: Eukaryota; Metazoa; Chordata; Actinopteri; Perciformes; Percidae
Product: ADP-ribosyl cyclase/cyclic ADP-ribose hydrolase 1
Exons: 8
Coding region: 87-917 (276 amino acids)
Biological process (GO): positive regulation of B cell proliferation
Cellular component (GO): plasma membrane
Molecular function (GO): phosphorus-oxygen lyase activity; NAD+ nucleosidase activity, cyclic ADP-ribose generating
Source: RefSeq, a predicted model, not a curated record
UCCUCCAUAAAUAGAAGCCCGAGCGCGAGCGACGUAAAAAACAAGAGUUUGACAGCCAAACUUCCACUGUUAUAUCUUACAUUUAAAUGGAACGUGAAGCGUACCGUCCUCAGGAGAAGAGCGGAAGGAAACGCUGUAUUAUUUUCGGUGUCGUCGCUGGGCUGAUUCUGAUUGUUGUUGUCGCAGUUGUGUUGGGACUGGCGCUGCGGCCGAACACAGACACGCUGAAGGCUACUUUCAUUGCAAGGUGUAAGGAGUUCAAGGGAUACGACUGUGAAAAGCUGUGGGGUGCAUUCGAACAAGCCUAUGUGGGGCGGGACCCUUGUGCAGUUCCCCCGGAAGCCUAUGACCCUUUCAUUGCUGCAGCCGACUUCAAACCUGCAUGCAACAGACUGAUGUUCUGGAGCAAAACGAAGGAUGUGGUCCAUGACUUCACUGAGAAGAAGAGAGAUUGUUUUCUCACGGUGGAGGACACUGUGUUGGGAUCUGUGCUGAAUGGUCUGACCUGGUGUGGAAAGGAGGGUAGCACCGAAACAUUCACUACCGACUGCCCAGGAUGGAGAGACUGUGUGAACAACACUGUUGGUUCAUUCUGGAACAGAGUCUCAGCUGCUUUUGCAGAUGCUGCCUGUGGUGAUGUCACAGCAAUGCUAAACGGAGACAUCGACACACCAUUCAAUCCUACAAGUAUUUUUGCGACCAUCGAGGUGAAGAGGUUCGACUCCUCCAAGGUGAAAAGCCUGACUGUUGUUCUGGUCACAAAGAAGAGUGCUGUGACAAACUGUACAAAUGCAUCUUUAGAGGAUUUACAGAGAGAGCUGAAACAAGGAAUUACAUAUAAUUGCAAGGACGUGACUGAAGUUCAGCUCCAGGAGUGUAGCUCCAAUCCUGAGAGACCCUGUGGAGCCUGUUGGUGAAGACAUGUGAACUAAUUAUCAAAUUAUAUGAGACACAAUAAUAACCAGCUGUUAAAAAAGAAGAAGAAAGAAAUAAGAAAUAAUAUGCUAUUGCAGAAUAUUCUUUUUGUACCUGUGGGCCAGUUUGACUUAAUGUGAAAUGUUUUUUGUUUGUUUUUUAUAUAGAAAUGUCACUGAUAAUUUUUUUUACAAUAUGACAAUGCACCUUUUUAUUGAAUCUAAAAAAUCUGUGGUAACAUGCCAUGUACUGUAGGCCAGGGUAAAGUACCAGUGCUGCUAUCUAGUUAUAUUCAACUGAACGACCAUCACUCCCACCUGCUGGCACAAUGAAAUGUUUUGAAAUGAAAUGUGACAAUAUGAGGUUGUGAAAUUGCCUUUGGAUUCUCAAGGAGUGAUUGUCUGGUUGAAAUAACGUUUUUUUUAUUUUUUUUUGGUUUACAGCUUAAAAAACUGGACCUUUGACACUUGAUUACCAUCUUACAUAACUUAAUUAAAUGUUAAAUAGUUAUCCAAGUUAUCUAUUUGUACAACAACAACACCACUGAGGGUUCCAUAUUCAAGGAUUGCACGUUAUGGAACACUUUGUACCAGUUGAUUUUGAGAUUAAAAAAAAAUAUGAACAAGACCAUUUUAUCCUGA